Messenger RNA from Rhopilema esculentum, 984 nucleotides. RefSeq names its product ribosomal L1 domain-containing protein 1. The record is from RefSeq and is a predicted model, not a curated record. Gene Ontology annotation, molecular function: RNA binding. Lineage: Eukaryota; Metazoa; Cnidaria; Scyphozoa; Rhizostomeae; Rhizostomatidae.
UCAUAAAGAAAUGGUGAGCAGGAAAUGAUCUUUUCAAGCCUGAUACCAACCGGACAACACGUGAGGGGAACGCAGUAGAACAAGAAUUGUAAAAAUCACGAUAUGUCCGGUGUUAAACGUACAAAAAUUGCCAGGGAAAGCCAGCUAAGCACAGAACAGGUGAAGCUUGCUGUUCCUGCACUGUUCUCAUACUUGGAGAAAACCAGUAAAAAUGAAAAACAGCUUUUCAGUGAAGAUGCAGCAUUUUGGUUGCUAAUGUCAUUAAAAAAGAUUCCUACUCCUGAUAAAAAGCCAAAAUUGUUAAAAGUGCCAAAUUCAUUCAGUAGUGGUUCUGAAGUGUGCUUGUUCACAAAGCUGCCUGGAAAAAGAGUUAAGGAGCAACUAAAGGCAAAAGGAGUCACUUGUGUAACCAAGGUGAUAAGCGUCACCAAGCUGAGGAAAAAUUACAAAUCGUUUCAAGAUAAGCGAACCUUGUGUAGCCAGUAUGAUGCUUUUCUUUGUGAUGAAAGAAUCUACCACUUGAUCCCCAAAGCUAUUGGAAAAACUUUCUUUUCUCGUAAGAAGGAGCCAACACCAGUUGACCUGACAAAAGUCAAUCUCGAUGAAGAGAUAAAAAGAGCAUUAAAUUCCACAAAACUUCGACUUGGCAAUGGAACCUGCAGUGCCAUCAAAGUUGGCCACUCAGGACAAUCACAAGAAGAGCUUGUUGAAAAUAUUGUUGCUGUUGUUGACGAAAUUGCAAAGAAGAUACCACGGGGUUGGAGCAAUAUCCAGUGUAUUCACCUAAAAACUGCUGAGUCAAUCGCUCUGCCUCUGUAUAAUUCACUACCUGAUGUUGAAAAUGUUAUCGAGAGGAAUGAAUCGCCCAAAAAGAAGAAAAAGCUUGAUUAACAUAGAAAAUUCAUGUUAAAUUCCCUUUACUUCCUUUUACUUCUUGUACGUAUAUUUCAUUUUUAUCUUUAAAUGAAAUGCAUGUGGCUUUUA